GGAGGAUUUGGGGUGUAAAUAAUAAAAUGAAAGCAAUAACUUGUCACGGAGACAAGACAAAUAUUUGUGAAAGGCGAUAAUCCGCGCAUUAUCGAGCACCCCAUGGAUAUGACCGUGCCAAAAAAUGAUCCUUUCACAUUUAAUUGCAAAGCCGAAGGUGAUCCAACGCCAUCCGUACAAUGGUUUAAAGAUGGUCAUGAAUUGAAAACUGAUACGGGUUCACAUCGGAUUAUGUUGCCAGCUGGCGGUUUGUUCUUUCUGAAGGUGAUACAUUCACGUCGUGAAAGCGACGCGGGCACGUACUGGUGUGUAGCAAAAAAUGAGUUCGGUGUGGCACGUUCGCGCAAUGCUACGCUACAAGUUGCAUUUCUACGCGAUGAAUUCCGCCUCGAACCGCAAAACACGCGCGUUGCACAAGGCGAAGUGGCCCUGAUGGAGUGCGGAGCGCCGCGUGGUUCACCGGAACCGCAGAUUUCAUGGCGUAAAAAUGGUCAAACAAUGAAUUUAAGCAGCAAUAAGCGUAUACGCAUUGUCGAUGGCGGUAAUCUGGCGAUACAGGAUGCGCGACAGUCGGACGAUGGGCGUUAUCAGUGUGUGGUAAAGAAUGUGGUGGGGACACGUGAAUCAGCAACAGCUUUUCUGAAAGUACAUGUGCGUCCAUUUCUCAUACGCGGCCCGCAAAAUCAAACCGCCGUCGUUGGCAGUUCGGUUAUCUUUCAGUGUCGCAUUGGUGGUGAUCCAUUGCCGGAUGUCCUGUGGCGACGCACCGCUUCAGGCGGAAAUAUGCCAUUACGUCGUGUGCACAUCCUUGAGGAUCGUAGCCUUAAACUGGAUGACGUUACGCUGGAAGAUAUGGGAGAGUACAGUUGUGAAGCGGAUAAUGCGGUCGGUUCAAUUACAGCCACGGGCACAUUAACCGUACACGCACCACCAAAGUUCAUCAUACGCCCCAAAAAUCAACUUGUCGAAAUCGGUGAUGAAGUGCUCUUCGAAUGUCAAGCCAGUGGCUAUCCAAAACCCACACUCUACUGGUCGGUCGAAGGUAAUAGCUCGUUGCUCUUUCCUGGCUACAAGGAUGGACGCAUUGAGGUGACGUUAACGCCCGAAAGCCGUUCCGUGCUUUCGAUAUUGCGUUUUGCGCGUGAAGACUCGGGUAAAGUGGUCGUUUGUAAUGCAUUAAAUGCGGUUGGCAGCGUCAGCAGUCGUACCGUUGUUACCGUGGACACACAAUUUGAGCUGCCACCGCCAAUUAUUGAGUUGGGUCCUGUCAAUCAGACACUGCCAGUUAAAUCGAUCGUAACGCUACCAUGUCGCACUAGCGGCACACCAACACCGCAAGUCUCUUGGUAUUUGGAUGGCAUACCAAUCGAUGUGAACGAGCACGAGCGGCGAAAUCUCUCCGAAACGGGUACACUCACCAUAGCGGAUUUGCAACGGAAUGAGGAUGAGGGCUUGUACACAUGUGUGGCCAGUAAUCGGAAUGGUAAAUCCUCGUGGAGUGGCUACCUGCGCUUGGAUACUCCAACUAAUCCGAAUAUCAAAUUUUAUCGCGCACCCGAGCUUUCUACGCAUCCGGGACCGCCGGGUAAACCGCAGAUAGCAGAAAAGACCGAAGAUACAGUGACGUUGACGUGGACGCGCAGUAAUAAGGUCGGCGCAUCCAGCUUGGUAGGCUACAUCGUUGAAAUGUUCGGUAAGAACGAGACGGACGGUUGGGUGGCUGUUGGAGCGCGCAUACAAAAUACGACCUUCAUGCAAGUGGGCCUCGUGCCGGGUGUUAAUUACUUUUUUGUGAUACGUGCCGAAAAUUCGCACGGUUUAUCGCUGCCUAGUCCAAUGUCGGAGCCGAUCAAUGUUGGCAUGCGUUUCUUUAACAGCGGCUUGGAUUUGAGUGAGGCGCGCGCUAGCUUAUUGUCUGGCGACGUGGUGGAACUAAUUAACGCGAGCAUCGUAGACUCGACAAGCAUGAAAUUGACGUGGCAGAUAAUCAACGGCAAAUACGUGGAAGGCUUUUACAUCUACGCGCGUCAAUUGCCAAAUCCACCAACCACCACUGCCACCAGCAGCGCGAUUGCAAAUCCAUUGCUGGAAUCACGUAGCGGCAGCUCGUCGUCGUUGUCAGCAGCUGACGCUGCGACGGCCGCAUUGAUUUCGGCGAAACCAAAUAUUGCCGCUGCCAGACGUGAUGCGGUCGCCAAUAAUGCUGCCACCUUCACCACCGACUUUGGUGCCGCAACAUCAAGCAGCACCACAUAUCGCAUGCUAACGAUCCUGAACGGCGGUGGCGCCUCAUCCUGCACACUAACUGGCCUACUGCAAUAUACGCUCUAUGAAUUUUUUAUUGUACCCUUUUAUAAGUCCGUCGAGGGAAGACCGUCGAACUCACGUAUUGCGCGCACUUUGGAGGAUGUUAUAAACGACACACCUUUUGGAAUGGAAGCAGUGCUGUUAAAUUCUUCUGCAGUCUUCCUGAAAUGGCGAGCACCUGCAAUGAAGCCUCAACAUGGCAUUCUACUUUUCUAUCACGUAAUUGUGCGCGGCAUUGAUACCGCACACAACUUCUCACGCAUUCUCACGAAUGUGACCAUUGACUCUGCCUCGCCAACGUUGGUACUGGCCAAUUUAACGGAGGGCGUUAUGUAUACAGUAAGUGUGGCGGCAGGCAAUAAUGCGGGUAUCGGACCUUAUUGUUCACCGGCUACAUUGCGACUGGAUCCAGUGACCAAGCGUUUGGAUCCGUUCAUAAAUCAGCGCUAUCCCAUCAAUCAGGAUCACGUCGAUGAUGUGCUCACCCAACCUUGGUUCAUCAUUCUGCUCGGCGCCUUUUUGGCCAUGAUGAUGCUCUCACUCGGCGCCAUGGUAUUUAUUAAACGCAAGCAUAUGCUGAUGAAGCAAUCCGCUUUGAAUACGAUCAGAGGCGCUCACCCAAACGAUGUGCUCAAAAUGCCUAGUCUGUCGCGCAAUGGCAAUGGCUAUUGGUUGGACUCAUCAUCAGGUGGCAUGGUAUGGCGCACUUCACCUUCUGGCGAUACGUUGGACCUGCAAAAAGAUCAAAUCGCCGACUAUGCACCUGUAUGCCUAACAAACGGCACUGUUGGUGUGAAUGGUGGGGAGGGUGGUGCUGGUAGCAGCGCUGGCGAACGCAAUCAACAAAGAUAUGUCGGCGAGUACUCCAACAUUCCCACUGACUAUGCGGAAGUAUCAAGUUUUGGCAAAGCACCCAGCGAAUAUGGCUGUGGUGGCGUGCAACGCCAUGAAUCUAGCUCACCAGCACCCUACGCCACAUCGGCCAUACUGAAUGGCAGCAGCGGCAGUGGUCAGCAGCAGCCACGUUAUCAGCAACGACCAGGCGACUUCCGUGUGCAGCAGCAACAGCAACAAUUCCAACAGCCACAUCAAAGACCUAUGCAUCCACACUAUCACCAACAACAGCAGCAACAACCACAACAACAGCAGUCACAUCAUCAUCCGCAGCAACACUCUGUGGGCAAUAUUUACCAGCCCAUGUCGGUGACCAGCGAAAUCUAUCCAAGCAACACUGGCAGCCGUUCCGCCUAUUCGGAGCAAUAUUACUAUGCCAAGGAGAAGAUACAUAUCACGGAGAACAAGUUGAGCAGCUGUCACACCUAUGAAACGGCAGGUGAACAUCAAAAGCAGCAACAACAACAACAACAAUUGCAAUUGCAACCUAUACAACAGCAAUUUGCCAGCGUUGGCACGCUACGUCGCCAGUUGAAUGGCGCGCAUGGCGUGGGUGGCGGCAGUGGGCGCUUUAAAGUUAUCAUGCAGCAACAGCAGCAGCAACAGCAACAACAGGCAGCACAGCAUAGUCCUAGCAUGUGCGCUGAGAAGUUGCAAUUACAGAAGUUGAAUGCUUUAAACAACAACAACCACAACCAUAAUGGCAACAGCAAUGGCAAUGAAAGCGGCACCACUGAGCUUUCGAAAAAUUUGCUCGACUUAGACGCCGGCUCGUUCUGUUACAAUGGGCUCGCGGACUCUGGCUGUGGCGGUUCGCCCUCCCCGAUGGCCAUGCUGAUGUCGCAUGAGGAUGACCAGGCGCUCUAUCACACGGCUGACGGUGAGUUGGAUGGUGAUAUGGAGCGUUUGUAUGUGAAAGUCGACGAGGAGCCACAGCAGCAACAACAGCAAUCACAAUUGAGCGUACAACAGCAUCAUCAUCAGCAACAAAAACAGCAACAACAACAACACAUAAUGCCUUUACCGCCACCAAAUCAAGUGCAUCCUAGCGUAGCCAUAACAGUCAGCGCGAACAGUGGCAAUAAUUGGCGCACACAAUCACAGCAACAGCAGCAACCCUUCGUGCGCGCCUCCUAUCGCGCCGGCAGCGGCAGUAAUAACCUAAUGAUGACCAGCAGUAGCAGCAGCGCGGCCAAGAGCAAUACCAGCAGCAUUGGCGGCAGUAGCUCACUCAGCUCAUGUUCAGAGAGCGCUGAGGAGCGGCAGCAACAACAACAUAAAAUGUUGCAAAAUGGUGAUUGUGAAUUGAUUUAUGCACCCAGCAGCGUGGCGAGUGAACGCAGUUUGCUGAGCAGCGGUAGCGGCAGCGGCAGCGGUUGUGGCAGUGGUGGCAGCAUGUCGGCUCAUCCGCAAGGGCCGCUUGUGUGACCGGUAGAACAGUGUGUUAUUGUAGGCGGUAGCGUAGCGUGUGGCGCGUUGAAGAGUAUGGGCUUAACAACUUAUGGUGUUAUGGAGUUAGGAGAUGAGAGCGCAUGUGAUGAGGCAGCGCAGGUGGAUUAUUAUACGCGCGAAGUGCAGGAGUUGUUGGCGUGGUGUGAACGCGUAAACAAAGGACAGCUGGAGCCGAGUGAGUGAGGAGAGUGCAGGAGAGUAGUAGAGAGGGAGUGAGAAUAAAUAUAAAAAUGAACGAAAAUAUAUAAAUUUAUAACACAUAGUAAUUACAUAUAUACGAACGCGUACAAAGUUAGCAGAGCGGUGUCUGAGGCGUCCGUAGGAGAAUCAUAUUUGAAGAAGUGGAAGUAUUUCUGACUUUUCACAGUUCU
Anastrepha obliqua is the source of this 5024-nucleotide messenger RNA. Its product is annotated as protein sax-3. The transcript has 14 exons. Gene Ontology annotation, biological process: homophilic cell-cell adhesion; axon guidance; dendrite self-avoidance. Bases 103 to 4629 code for a protein of 1508 amino acids. Gene Ontology annotation, molecular function: cell-cell adhesion mediator activity. Gene Ontology annotation, cellular component: plasma membrane; axon. Lineage: Eukaryota; Metazoa; Arthropoda; Insecta; Diptera; Tephritidae. The record is from RefSeq and is a predicted model, not a curated record.